Molecule: messenger RNA, 528 nt
Organism: Geodia barretti
Lineage: Eukaryota; Metazoa; Porifera; Demospongiae; Tetractinellida; Geodiidae
Source: the annotation of a GenBank genome assembly
AUGUCCACCGCCAUAGAGGUGAUGGGCAUGUCCCUGCCCGGCGACGCCUCCAUUCCCGCCAUCGACCCCCGCAAGCUGGGCGAGUCCCGCGACGUGGGCCGCACCCUGAUGCGGCUGCUGGAAGAGGACGUCCGGCCCCGAGACAUCAUGACCAAGCAGGCCUUCGAGAACGCCAUCACCGUGGGCGUAGCCAUGGGCGGCUCCACCAACAUCGUCCUCCACCUGCUGGCCAUCGCCAACGAGGCCGGGGUGCCUCUGGCCUUGGAGGAUUUCGAGCGCAUCAGCGCGGCCACGCCCUACAUCGCCGACAUGAAGCCGGCCGGCCGCUACGUGAUGGCCGACCUGUCGCGCUACGGCGGCAUCGCGUUGGUGAUGAAGCGUCUACUGGCGGCGGGCCUGCUCCACGGCGACGCCAUGACCGUAACCGGCAAGACCGUCGCCCAGAACCUUGAGGGCAUCAGCGUCAUUGACGACCAGCCGGUCAUCAUCGCAGUGACACGUCCAUCGCAGACCCCACCGGCGGCCUAG